AUGAAGAAGAGGCUCCAAGCUCAACAAAACAUAGCACUCCGUGAGGCGGUGGACGCACCUUGGUAUGUACCUAACAGAUAUGACGAACUACGACAGGUACCGGUCGUAAUCCAGAUGAGAGAGAUGGCCCAAAAGUUGUUUGAAAAGAACCAAAGACAUCGAAAUGUGCUGAUUAAAGACGCCUUGGAUUACGAGCCAAGAACGUCAUGA
Molecule: messenger RNA, 210 nt
Organism: Acanthoscelides obtectus
Lineage: Eukaryota; Metazoa; Arthropoda; Insecta; Coleoptera; Chrysomelidae
Source: the annotation of a GenBank genome assembly